Molecule: messenger RNA, 2798 nt
Organism: Rhododendron vialii
Lineage: Eukaryota; Viridiplantae; Streptophyta; Magnoliopsida; Ericales; Ericaceae
Product: auxin response factor 18
Exons: 4
Coding region: 438-2462 (674 amino acids)
Biological process (GO): response to hormone; regulation of DNA-templated transcription
Cellular component (GO): nucleus
Molecular function (GO): protein binding; DNA binding
Source: RefSeq, a predicted model, not a curated record
AAAAUCCAACCCCCGACCCCCUCUCUCUCUCCUUGCUCUUCCCAAAACCAAAAAAACUCCUUUGGAAUUCUCUCUCUCUCUCUCCCCCAUCUCUCUCUCUGUAUCUCUGGCAACAGUCUGGUCGGCAACUUCCUCACUGUGUGUGUGAGACUGCAUAAAUACAGUGUGUGGUCUCACUCACCCUCUCUACCCUUGCAAAAAUACUCCAUUUACUAUUCUCUCUCUCCCCAGUUUAUUGAUAGAGAGGAUUUUUCCGGUGCGAGAUCCAUUCACAGCUUCGCGUUUGGUCUUAGAAGGGGAUACGGAAGAGAUCAUCAUAGGAGUAUCUAUGUUUUACCUCCUGAUUUCUUCGUCUUCGAGAGGCCUUGUAGAAAGAAUUUACUGAAUCUAUUAAACAGGGAGGAGACCUUUUAUUCUUGUGAGGCUUAAAAAUAGGGAUGAUAACUGUAAUGAACUCAGUGACCAAACCGAUGAAUGAAGUGGAGAAGUGCUUAGAUUCUCAACUGUGGCAUGCCUGCGCCGGCGGCAUGGUGCAAAUGCCGCCGGUGAAUUCGAAGGUGUUUUAUUUCCCUCAGGGCCACUCUGAACAUGCCCACGAGAAAGUUGAAUUUGGGAAUUUUUCAAGAGUUCCCCCACUGAUACUAUGUAGAGUUUCAGGUAUCAGGUUUUUGGCCGACACUGAGACUGAUGAGGUUUUUGCAAAAAUCAGGCUGAUUCCUUUGAUGAAUAACGACUCCGAUUUUGAGGAUGAUGAUGGGUUUAUGGGAUUGGAUAAAACCGAGAGCCAAGAAAAACCAGCAUCUUUUGCGAAAACUUUGACCCAAUCUGAUGCAAAUAAUGGUGGGGGUUUCUCAGUGCCAAGGUAUUGUGCGGAGACUAUCUUUCCGCGGUUGGAUUACUCAGCUGAACCACCGGUUCAAACGAUCCUCGCGAAGGAUGUUCACGGAGAGGGGUGGAAAUUUAGGCAUAUUUACAGAGGGACGCCGCGCCGUCAUCUUCUGACGACGGGGUGGAGCAAUUUCGUGAAUCAGAAGAAGCUAGUUGCCGGCGACUCCAUUGUUUUUUUGCGAGCCGAUAAUGGGGAUCUUUGUGUUGGGAUUCGAAGGGCGAAGAGGGGGAUUGGUGGUGGCGGGCCUGAGUCGCCUUCGGGAUGGAAUGCGUUAGGUGGAAACUGUGCCUCUCCUUUUGUGGGAUAUUCGGCUUUCUUGAGAGAAGAUGAGACCAGAUCUACGCGAAGUGGUAGUGGAGGCGGUGGUUAUGCGAAUGGAUCUAUGAAGGGGAAGGAGGGAAGAGUGAGGGGUGUGUCUGUUAUCGAAGCAGCUACUAUGGCUGCUAAAGGACAGCCUUUUGAGGUGGUUUACUAUCCACGAACUAGUGCUCCGGAGUUUUGUGUGAAGGCAUCAGCAGUGAGGGCUGCAAUGCGGAUUCAGUGGUGUCCUGGGAUGAGAUUUAAAAUGGCUUUUGAAACGGAGGAUUCAUCUCGUAUAAGUUGGUUCAUGGGGACCAUAUCUUCUGUUCAAGUCGACGACCCAAUCCGAUGGCCUAGUUCUCCAUGGAGACUCCUUCAGGUAGCAUGGGAUGAACCAGAUUUACUUCAAAACGUAAAACAAGUUAGCCCAUGGUUGGUCGAAGUGGUAUCAAACAUGCCGGCCAUCCAUCUAUCUCCUUUCUCACCACCAAGAAAGAAGCUGCGAGUCCCACAGCCCUCGGAUUUCCCCUUUAUUGGACAAUAUCCGAUACCAUCAUUUCCAAGCAGUCUCCUCAGGCCCAACAACCCGUUUUGUUGUGUGCCCGACAACAUUCCUGCAGGCAUACAGGGAGCCAGGCAUGCUCACUUUGGACUAUCUUCAGCAAAUCUCCACUUCAACAAACUGCAGGCAGGUCCGUUUUCCCAACCACCACCGAGGGUUCCCACCGAAGAUAACGACAGUCUUUCUUCUUUGCUCUCUAUGGGUGUCUAUACCCAAAAUUCAAAGGACACUAACGAAGUAAAGGCACCCAUGUUCUUGCUCUUUGGUCAACCUAUUCAUACAAAGGAACAGAUUUCCCAGAGCUCAUCUGAUGGGAAUCAAGAGAAGACCCCGAAUUUUUCUGAUGGCUCGGGAUCGGGAGUUGUCCAAAAUGGUCCACCGGAGAACUCCUCGGACGAUGGGUCCCCCUGGUACAAAGAUAACCAUAAAUCAGAAUUUGGAUUGGAGACGGGUCAGUGUAAGGUUUUCAUGGAAUCAGAGGAUGUUGGUCGGACCCUCGAUCUCACAGCCCUCGUUUCAUAUGAAGAGCUGUACAGAAAACUGGCCAAUAUGUUUAGCGUAGAACAAUCGGAGAUGUUGAGCAACGUGCUGUAUCGGGACGCUUCAGGUGCUGUUAAACAUAUUGAAGAUGAACCCUUCAGUGAAUUUUCAAAGACGGCAAAAAGGUUAACGAUUCUAAUGGAUUCGGGUAGCGACAACAUGGGGAGGUAGAUGAAGGGGCGGUGACGAAAUGUGAUUGUACCUUGUUAAAAUGUACAGUUGAACUAUUACCUAUUCUAUAGCUUAGGAUUCUUGUUUGUUUCCUAAAGUUUCUUGGGGGUUGUAGGAGAAGCCUACUUCAACCAAUUUUCGGUUUUUAGUUUGAGACUCGUAGCUGCGGUUUGAUUGGUAAAAAAAUGAUGGUUUUUUUUUUUGAGUUACUCAUGUUUCGUGAAAAAUUGUUAAAAGUUUGGAGAUGAAAUGUUCUGUAUUGAAAACAUUCCUUUCAUGCAGAAUCACACUUUGUUUCUUUUAUGAGAAGGCAAUGCAAAGCUUGAGUUAAUUUUA